Messenger RNA from Diuraphis noxia (Russian wheat aphid), 1659 nucleotides. RefSeq lists its product as uncharacterized. Gene Ontology annotation, biological process: double-strand break repair. Gene Ontology annotation, cellular component: site of double-strand break; nucleus. The record is from RefSeq and is a predicted model, not a curated record. Gene Ontology annotation, molecular function: nucleosome binding; ubiquitin-protein transferase activity. NCBI's taxonomy places the organism in Eukaryota, Metazoa, Arthropoda, Insecta, Hemiptera, Aphididae.
UGUUGUGGCUGUGGCCUCACCUGACGCAGAAUACAACUUCCUAGUUUUUAUGUGUUAGUGUGGUCUCCAGACUCCAGUUCUCUUUCACCAGUUUCACCAUCUCCACUUGUCGAACAUCGGAACAUGAUUCUUAACGGCGGUUAAUUUACUAAGAAGUUAUGAUAGUUUCAUCAUUCUUUUUGAGAAAUUAAAUUUAGAUAUCAAUUUAUACAUCAAAUUCAUUCCUAAAAGAAAACUGAAUAUCAUACAAUGAAUACCAGAAAUAUACAAAACAAAUUAAAUCUUGAAGAAGUAUUUUGUAUAGCAUGCCGAUGCAUUUAUUUACAACCUGUGACAAUGCCAUGUGGUCAUACACUCUGUCUAGAAUGUUUCAAAAAUAUGGUGAAUUUAACAGCAUACCAGUGUCCCAUGUGCCGUAGACGAAUUAGUAAUUGGCUUCGUAAAUUUAAACAUGAUUGGGAUGCCAUGCUUAAUGUGAACCUUUGGGAAGCUAUAAAACAGCAGUAUCCAGUAGAAGUACAGAAAAGGUUAAAUGAUGAAGAUGAUGGUCUCGAAGAACGUAUUGUCAACCAUGGCUUUAGUCGGGUGGAAAUUAAAGAAGGAGAAAUAAAAAAAGAAUUUGAUGAUAUGCAAAUGAACAUUUUUAAAGAACAAGAACAAAGAGAGUUGCAAAAUUUGGAGUUGGCCAAAAAAUUACAAGAAGAAGAAGUUUUUAAGAUUCAAACUCAAACAUCUUUAAAUGAAGAAUUAACACGAAAAGAUUCUAUAAUAGCAACAUCUAUUCAAGAAAAUAUAAUAAAAGAACUUCAUCAAGAAGAAAUAAUUUUAAUCCGAUCAGAUUUGGAUUUGGCUACAAAAUUACAAAAUCAGAUAGAGACUGAGACAAAAACUUGUAUGAAAAAGUCAGUUUCUGAAAAAAAGCAAAUUAUAAAAGGACCUCUGGAUAAAAUGUUUUCUAAGUCAACUGGAAAUAAUUCUAAGGUACUAUGGAAUAAUACACAAAAAUGUAGUCUAUCUAGCAGUAUUUCUUCAUCUAGUACAAAAUGUGAAAUUCCAUCUCCUAAUACAUCAUUAAGUUUUUCUUCAGAUCCAUGUGCAAGUUCAUCAACUAUAGAUUCAUCUGAAACAUUUGAAGAUGAAAAUGUGGGUACUUGUACUUGUGGACGUUUACAAGAUAACUUCACCACAGAUAGUCCUUGUACAUUUUGCAUUGCUCAAAUAGCAGCGUUGAAUAAAUUGUGGACUCAACAACAAAAUGAUUUUUUAGUGGCCAAAGAUUUAGAGAAAAAAUUACUCCUGAAUAAUUUUAACGAUUAUAAUUUAAGGAAAAGACCAAGUUCAACCGCAAGCCUUGCUCGUAAGAAAAGAAUUAAACUAUCUAAAGGACAAAUGACAUUGAAACAAGUAUUAAAGGACAGUGGCAACACAACAUUGUGGAAAUAGUAUAAACUAUUUGUGAAGAAWUAUAUUAACUAUUAAAUAAUUUAUAAGUAACAGUUAAAAGACAUUGAAGAUUUAAAUAUUAAUUUAUAGUUUUGUAAUAAACAAGAAUUAUAUCAACAUUCGGUUUUUUACUCUGUUACCAAAUUUAUAUAAAACAUAACACUUGAUAAAUUUAAUUAUUAAAUGAAAAGCUGUGUAGCAUACAAUCAUAAAUUU